UGUUUCCAAAGGAUGAGGUGAAUAGUUUAGCUAUAAAAAUCUGGCAAUUUGGCGCAACAAUCUAUUCCGAAUGUCUAAAACAACAGUGGUGGGGGACUUUACCUGCGUCCAAAACCGAUAGCAGCUGCAGUUAAAGUUGUCUUCUCGACGUAUUGCGAGGAUACUGUAAUGAGAAUUUCAUCACAAGCCCGACGAAUUUGGCUGUUGAAAGAUGCAAAAAUGUGGAUUACUAAUCUUCCAACAACGAUGUCCUUUGCUGGCAGCUGCCACAAACUAGAUUUGAAAUUCUUACAUUCACGAAGCUUCAAAGCUACAGUUAAAGAUGGUCAAAAGAAAAUCAAUCUCAGGGAGUCCGAUGAAAACGUCGUCACCUCGGAAAAAGUCCAGUGCUGGACCAGUGAUACAGACGUCUGAAUUUGAUGCUUUUGAAGAGCUCCAGAAAGUGCUGCGCAUGCGUAUUUCUCAGAUCCAAAGGCCUCCAUUUAUCAGUGGAUAUGAAAGUGAAAAGAAACAGCUCCAUGAUCUCAUUCAGCGGACGGCCGUGACAGGGGAAAGCAAUUCAUUACUCCUGAUUGGGCCAAGGGGAUGUGGGAAGUCUAUGCUGAUUCGCAACGUGGUUGAAAGUGUGUGUAAAAAAGAAUCUGUCAGGAGCAACUUGCUUGUGGUUCAGCUCAAUGGUUUACUUCAGACUGAUGACAAGGUUGCACUGCGGGAGAUCACAGUCCAGCUUCAGCUAGAAAAUGCUGUCGGAGACAAAGUUUUUGGAUCAUUUGCUGAGACGCUACAGUUUCUUCUGACCGCGCUUAAAAAAGGCGACCAGGGCAGCAAGCCCAUCCUGAUAGUCCUGGAAGAGUUUGACCUGUUUGCUCAGCACAAGAACCAGACGCUGCUCUACAACCUCUUUGACAUCACGCAGUCGGCACAGACUCCUUUGUGUGUCAUUGGCCUCACCUGUCGGCUGGACGUGGUCGAGCUGUUGGAAAAGCGGGUCAAGUCUCGGUUCUCCCACCGGCAGCUCCACCUGUACAACAAGCUCAACUUGUCGCAGUACAGACAACUCUGCCAGGCUUAUCUCAGCCUGGGCGCGGCCUUCCCGGACAGGAAGUUUGCGGACAGUUGGGAUCAGAGCAUCAAGGAGCUCCUGGAAGAAGUGUCUGUGAAGGACAUCCUGGAGCGACAGUUUUCCCUGACCAAUGACGUCCGCGGACUCAUGACUCUUCUGACCUACCCUGUGUGUAAACUUUGCGAGCAGCACCCGAGGAUUACCGCGGGAGACUUGGUCACGUCGUUCAAGAUCAUCUCCACAGACACAAAAUCUGCCAUGUUGCAUGGGUUGUCCAUCUUGGAAGUGUGCCUGAUCAUUGCAAUGAAACAUUUGACGGAUAUAUAUGAGGGAGAGCCAUUCAACUUUGAGAUGGUUUACAGCGAGUACCUCAAGUUUGCAAGGCGACGUUCUGGCAUGCAGGUGUACGAGAAGCCAGUAGUGAUGAAGGCUUACGAGCAUCUGCAAACGUUGGAGCUCAUCAGGGGUCAUGGAGGGGGUCAAGGUCAGAGAGAAUACAAGCUGAUGACGCUCUUGGUUCACCCGACGCAGAUCCUUGAUGCCUUACAGCACUACCCAGGCUGCCCCACAGAGAUCAGGCAAUGGGCUACUCAGUCCAUCACGUGAAGCUGUUGUCUAGUGAUAUGUGCUGAUACUGAUGAGAUUGUAGUUUGGUGUCUACAGCUGUGUGUGUGCAAGUACAAGUAUAUGUCUGUGUGUAAGUGCAAAUAUGUAUAUAUUAUGCAUGUAUAUCAGUGUG
Molecule: messenger RNA, 1802 nt
Organism: Aplysia californica (California sea hare)
Lineage: Eukaryota; Metazoa; Mollusca; Gastropoda; Aplysiida; Aplysiidae
Product: origin recognition complex subunit 4
Exons: 15
Coding region: 323-1669 (448 amino acids)
Biological process (GO): DNA replication; DNA replication initiation
Cellular component (GO): nucleus; nuclear origin of replication recognition complex
Molecular function (GO): DNA replication origin binding
Source: RefSeq, a predicted model, not a curated record